Messenger RNA from Hippocampus comes (tiger tail seahorse), 3380 nucleotides. RefSeq names its product major facilitator superfamily domain containing 3 (gene slc33a2). Gene Ontology annotation, cellular component: membrane. Gene Ontology annotation, biological process: transmembrane transport. Lineage: Eukaryota; Metazoa; Chordata; Actinopteri; Syngnathiformes; Syngnathidae. The record is from RefSeq and is a predicted model, not a curated record. Bases 230 to 1495 code for a protein of 421 amino acids. Gene Ontology annotation, molecular function: transmembrane transporter activity. The transcript is spliced from 6 exons.
GAGAGAGACCGAAACCGUGAGCUAGCGCUGGCUAGCCUAACCAACUUUUAUGUAUGUUGCCACUAUGUGCUAAGAUUGAUCUGCUCUCAGAUACGUAACAAGCUAACCAACAAAAACGUCCAGAAGAGUUCACAAAGGUCAUUUGAGUCGGCCUUUCCUCCUGCCCCGACGGAGCCUAAACGAUGACAACAACCUGACCAAUGGACCACUGCACGUUUGGAGCAAGAUCAUGAAUGACAAACUAGUCUUCUUGGGCCUGCUGUACUUUGUCCAGGGCAUCCCAUAUGGUCUCCAGUCUUCUCUGCUUCCAGUCUACCUGCGUGGAGCCGGCCACUCCUUGACACGCAUAGGCUUCACCAAGGUCCUUUAUUUCCCAUGGGUUCUCAAGGUGCUUUGGGCCCCUUUGGUGGACAGGAUUGGCACCAAGCGGCGUUGGCUGGUGGCAACAGUCUCUGGACUGGCACUGACAUGUCUCGCCAGUUCAGCUCUCGCUCCAGAGAUGCACAUCUGGGGAGUAGCAGGAACCCUGCUAGCCAUGAAUACUCUGGCCUCUGUUCAAGAUAUUGCAGUGGAUGGAGCUGCAGUGGGGCUUUUGAAAGGUCGUGGGGAGCUUGGGCUUGGUAACACAGCCCAGGUUGUGGGCUAUAAAGCCGGAUCGGUGUUCGCUGGAGGCGGUCUGCUGGCUGUGAUUGACGUGGCCGGGUGGAGCUGGAUGUUUAUGCUGCUUACAUUCGUGUAUGCAGGUGUGGCCCUGUUUGUGUGGGGGGCUACUGUUUUGGAUGAGGAGCUUAUGAGAGGCCAACAGGCUGAUUGUAGUAGAAGAGCAGGACAUGGAGCUGAUGCUUUGAUGCCAUGGAGGGUGUGGAGGAAGCUGCUGGCUGUCCCUGGCACGGCUUGGACCGUCCUCUACGUUCUCACAUACAAACUGGGCGAGCAGGGUGCAGUCACCAUGUUUCCCUUGUUUCUGCUGGAUCACCACAUGACCGCCAGGGAGCUCGGCUUCUGGAACGGCGUCAUCGCCAUGGGCUUCUCCAUCUGUGGCUCGUCACUGGGAGGCCUGCUGCUCGCUCAGUUCAGCAUCGGCGCGCUGAUGCGACGUGUUUUCGUCUUGCGGACCGUCAGUAUGGUCUUCCAGAGCACCUUGCUCACUGUGUUGGAACCAUCGCCACUCAUGAAAGGUAUGGCCGUCUUGAGUAUGAGCGUUCAACAUUUCCUGGGCGGUCUGAUCACCACGCUCACUUUCACGACCAUGAUGCAUUGCACUCAGAGGGCCGAGGAAAGCAUUCAGGCGACUCACUACAGUUUCCUGGCAACUCUGGAAGUGUUGGGCAAGCUGACAUUCAGCGCUUUGGCCGGGGGUGUGGUGGAUUGGUUCGGCUUCCAAGUGGCCUUCUUCUUCUUCCUUACCCUCUCUGCUGGAACAGCGCUGCACGUGUGGACGGCUACUUUUACCGGUGCUCUCAGGGAACACCAACUCAAAGAGCAGCCCAAAUGAAUAUUAAGCUCUUGACUGUAAGAUGAUAUAAGUCCACACGCACACAGGUAGUUUUAAAGACGUUUAAACCCUCUAUUCAUCAAGGUGCACUUCCACACACAAUGUGCACACAAAUGUAUUUCCUGGCUGGAGAGUCAUACUUUGGCAUAAGAUGGCAGCAGGUGAAUGUGCCAAAGAAGCACCUAGGUUGUGUACCUGUGUUUUUGUGGACAUUGAUAGGAGCGCACAAAGUCUUAAAAUAACUUUAGACUGGCCAUAAAUACCAUGAAUACCAACCAUAAAUACGAAAGAAGCAGCUUCAUACUGCAUGUAGAGAAGGAUCAUAUCAUAUGAUCAUAUUUUAAGAUAUCGUGUGGAGCAAAGCACGAUGAAUUUUGAAUUUGACAACUUUUAAAUCCUCUGCAAAACUUUAAUUUUCUUUGCAAUAAAGUCUUCAGUCUUAAAUUUUUUUUUUUUGUCGUUUGAUAAAACUUGGGAGCAGGAGCCACCUCGUGUGAUGAGCGUAACGUUUUUGUGUGUUGGAGGUGGCAUGUAAGUCUUACUGUGCUCGCUGUGCUGACAGUUGAGAUCUAGAGCAUUAAAGGUACCUUUAAUUAUGCCAUCCAUUUUAAUGUUCAUAAUCUAAUAAGAGCUGUAAACAAAAGCAAUAUCACAAGUCCUCCAUGAGGUCCUCAAAAUAUGUCUAAUGUACAGUAUAUGGAUAUCGGUCAUUGUCUAGAAUUUUAUGGCUUACAGAUUUAGCCAAAACGCACGAGUACUACCUCGUAUAGACGCACAAAAUGUGAACGCUGUAGCUGGGCUUAAGACAUACUCUUAAAUAACAGAUGCACAAUAUUAAUCAAGGCAGGAACCAUCAACCAGAGUUUUGUCGGUUAUCUAGAUUAGAAGAUGAUAUUAAGGAGCAUUGCUUUUAGAAGAGGAGGUCGAGAUAUCAAAAUGGCCCCUUGUAGGUUCGCACUGGAGCUCUAUCAAUGUUAUUCAAGCUUCCUACCUGUAGCAAAGCUCAGCCUUACAAUGCUGCAUGGUGCCAUCGCGUCUAAUUUUUUUCCAUUAAAAGAAAUGAAACGUAAAACGAAUAAACUGCAAUAAGACCGUUCUUUGAAACUUGAAAGACCGGCAUUUUACUCACUGUCUGUGAUCAUGUUGAAGAAACGGACGUGUGCACUGUCAAGUACUGUAUAUUGUAUCCUGUAUACUGUAACUCUAUGGCACUGUAUACAAGCAAUUCUGGUCAAGCUUAAAUCAUUAAGUGAAGAGUUUUUCCUUUGUAGAUUUCAGAACAAAUGUAAUUAUAUAUUACAGGAACGUUAGUCUUAGGUAAAACCAGCAUUUCUUAAAAUGACCACAUGCUUUUACAAAUCUAAUGGACUUCUACAAAUGAGUAUUAGGGCCAUGCUGGAAAAGAAAUCUAUGUAGAAAGCAUUAUAAUUACAAGAAAUAUAAGGGGAAAAAAUGUAAUAUGACACAAUGUAUGUACGUGAAUGUCGUCAAAAUUUACAAGUAUGAACAUAUCCUAUCUUGUUACACAGACAGCAACUAGUAAAUAAAUCAAUACCUUGGCACGUCAACUCCAUCAUCGGUUUGAUAUUCAGAAAAAUUGUGCAGCAGUGUUAUGUGUGUUAGUGGCUGCACUGUGGACGAGUGGUUAGCACAUCCGCUUCACAGUUCCGAUAUUGGGGGGUUCAAAUCGGGGCUCUUAUACGCCACUGUUUCGGAGUGUUUUCUUGUCAUUGUGGCUCGAAUAUUGCUUCGUAGAUGUCACACUUGACACACUAAUUACUGGUGUAGUUUAGUUAUCUGACGACAACGCCUGUUGCAAAGCACAUCUCUUAUCUCAUCUCCUGUGAGAUUUGCACUCAAAAUAAAGAUGAAUGGGUGAAUUGCA